Messenger RNA from Electrophorus electricus (electric eel), 5127 nucleotides. It is a transcript of the gene tbc1d2b, whose product is annotated as TBC1 domain family, member 2B. The record is from RefSeq and is a predicted model, not a curated record. Gene Ontology annotation, molecular function: small GTPase binding; GTPase activator activity. Gene Ontology annotation, biological process: regulation of GTPase activity. Lineage: Eukaryota; Metazoa; Chordata; Actinopteri; Gymnotiformes; Gymnotidae.
CACUCCUACAUGUGUUGAUACUUCAUCAUAAAUAUCGAGCAUACCAAAAAAGAAAGCCGCAAUAUUUUUACAGUGAUGUGCCGCUGAUGACUUCCUAAAGUUGGCUUAAAAUAUAAUCAUGUCUGUGCAAAAGACACGUCAUUUUGCAUUAAAUCUACGCCUGUAUUUCCGGACUAUAGUUCCUGUGACCAUUUGCCAUCCCACAAGAAUGGACGACAAGUCAUGUGGAUGGAAAUAGAGGUGGAAAUUGAGGCAAAGUUAGAAGAAAGAUGUACGAAGAGGAUGACACUACUUCCAGUCUGUCCAGGAAUUAUCAGAUUGUAUCGGCCAAAUCUGUAGACGUGGCCGAUUGUGAUGAAGCGAAGGCUCCGAAAUUAUGUGGUUACCUAAACAAGCUUGUUGGGAAGGGACCCCUCAAGGGAUUCAAAACUCGCUGGUUUGUCUAUGACCCAAGGAAAUGCUACUUGUAUUAUUUCAAGACGCCCCAGGACGCCCUUCCACUUGGAUACAUUGAAGUAGCUGAUGCGUGCUUCACUUAUGAUGUGGAAGAAGAGGGACAAUUUGAGAUCCGCACCACCGGAAAAGAGUUUUUACUCAAGGCUCCCAACAGGCAGGUGAUGCAGUACUGGCUUCAGCAGCUGCAGCAGAAGCGAUGGGAAUUCAGUAACACGCGAGGAGGUGGCAACCGAGACGGCUGGAGCUCCCCGAUCCCACAAUACCCUCACACAGGUCUGGUGGCUAAGGACACGGAUGCACUGAUCCCCGAGCAGCCCAAUGAGAGCAUGGAGAGAGUCCGCAGCGAUUUCGCAGUGGAGGCGGAUGCUAAUGGCCUGGUUGGAGUCCAGUCUGCAAGGAACCCCACUGCUCACAACUUCUUCCUUAAACAAUGGGGCACUGAGCUGAGGAACAGCAUGUCUCACUUGCGGCCAGGGCGGGGGGGAGAGAACCGACGCAGUGUGUUUUACACAGCCAGCAACGAGGAGUGGGAGAUGGUGGACCACCCCAUGAAGGACACAGCAGAGGUCAAACCGCCAGCUGAGAGCCAGCGCCGUGAAAGUCCUUCCAACUUCCACAGACAUUCCAUUGGCUCAGCGUUCACCUUCGACUUCCGGAGCACAUCCCGAGUCAAGCGCAGAUCGAGCCGCAGCGCUGAGCCGUCGCCCGUGGAGGCCGCGGACUUGCAGUUGCGCUUGCAGAGCCAGCAGGAGGAGCAGGCCCACCUGCAGGAGGAACUCACCAGCCAGAAGGAGCUGGUGCGUCUCCUCCAGCAGACGCUGCGGAGUUUGCAUUGCGAGCGGCGACUGGCAGCAGACCCCGGUGGGAUGGAGGCGGCUGCAGCCCUGGUGGAGCGCGACACCCAAAUUCGCCAGCUGUGCGGCCACAUGGAGCGCCUGGCCCUGGAGAAGGAGAGCCUGCGGCUGGAGCUCAGGAACCUCAAGGUGAAAGUGGGUGACAUUAACGAUCAGUUGGGCAUGCUGAUGGAGACCAUCCAGGCCAAAGACGAGGUCAUCAUGAAGCUAUCGCAGCAGGGCCAGGACGGCAGUGCCGAGGCAGCAGACUGCAGCUCCCCCACAGCCAGAGAGCAACAGGAGCUGCACAAGCUGAAGGACAGUCUUCAGGGCUACAAAUCCCAAAAUAAUUUCCUGAACAAAGAAAUCCUCGAAUUGACAGUCUUACGGAGGAAUUCUGAAAACAGAGAGAAGGCCCUGGAGGCAAAGUACAUCUCUCUGGAGGCCAAGAUGUGCCAGGUGGAGAGUAAAUACCUGAUACUGCUGCAGGAAGUCAAGACGCCUCUGUGCUCCAUGUCCGAUCAGGACCCAGCCCGGGAGCUCAUAUCCAGGCUACUGGAAGAUGCCCUGCAGGUAGACAGUGGUGAUCACCAGGAACAUGCUGUUCUCAAACCUCACCCUGUCAGUGAGUAUGAUAUUUAUGGCUUCAAAACCGUCCCAGAGGAGGAGGAUGAGGAAGAGAAGCUGGUGGCUAAAGUAAGGGCUCUGGAGCUCCGCUCCCUCUCGCUCACGGACCAGGAGGUGUCUGUGGGGGUGAAGUGGGAGAACUACCUUGCUGGUACCAUGAACAGGGAGAUGGUCCGCUCUCCAGAGCUGAAGGUCCUGAUCCGCAGUGGUGUACCUCACCCACACCGCUCCAAGAUCUGGAGCUGGUGUGUCAACCUCCAUGUGAAGAAGAUCCGUGAGUGUCAGCCGGCCGACUACUACGAGAACCUGCUGUGCAUGGCGAGGGAGAAGCCCAACCCGGCGUCUAAGCAGAUCGAGCUCGACCUGCUGCGUACGCUGCCCAACAACAAGCACUACGCUUCCCCCUCAGCUGAUGGCAUCCAGAAGCUCAGGAACGUUCUGCUGGCCUUCUCUUGGAGAAACCCUGACAUCGGCUACUGCCAGGGCCUCAACAGGCUCGCUGCCAUAGCUCUUCUUUACUUAGAACAGGAAGAGGCCUUCUGGUGCCUAAUCACCAUUGUGGAAGUUUUCAUGCCACGGGAUUAUUACACCAAAACACUGCUGGGCUCGCAGGUGGACCAGCGCGUCUUUAAGGACUUGAUGAAUGAGAAGCUGCCUCGGCUUCAUGCCCAUUUUGAACAGUAUAAGGUGGACUUCUCCCUCAUCACCUUUAACUGGUUCCUGGUGGUGUUUGUGGACAGCGUGGUCAGUGACAUCCUCUUCAAGAUAUGGGAUGCAUUUCUCUACGAAGGACCCAAGAUCAUAUUUCGCUUUGCUCUUGCGCUCUUCAAGUGCAAAGAAGAGGAGUUUUUGAAGUUGCAGGAUGCCAUGGGUAUUUUUAAGUAUCUUCGGUAUUUCACACGUACAAUACUGGAUGCAAGAAAGCUGAUGAAUAUGGCUUUCGUGGACAUGAACCCCUUCCCCCUGCGGCAGAUCCAGAACCGACGCACCUUUCACCUAGAGAAGGUUCGUCUCGAGCUCACCGAGCUGGAGGCCAUUCGGCAGACGUUCCUGCGAGAGAGGGAGACCAGCCAAGACGGCCGCGCGGUCAUCAGUGAUGAUGAUGAGGACAACUGAACCACCACCAAUCAGAGCUCAAACCUAUACAGCUGAGGAGCCAAUAAAAGUGAUGCAUUCCUUUUUUCUUCAGUUGUACUCCAUGCUGUACACAUCUCUUUGGAGAGACUGUGGCUCAAAGAACAGUUGGUACAGCUAUAAAGGACCAAAGGACACCAAGCAGCUAUUUUGAGCUUGUUGGCAUCUCUGCGUUCUUUUUUUUCUUCUUUGUUGAGUUGUGAAUAUUGUUUGACUGAUUGAUUGAUUGAUUGAUUGAUUGAUUAUUCUUUUUAUUGAAAUUUGGUCUCACAAAUCAGUAUUACAGUCCCUGUCAGUGUAAUGGUUUAUACCAGAUGUGUAUACUAGCUGGUGUUUCUGAGCAGAAUCAAAGUUCAGGUACAUUCAUGAAAUGGUACGUAUACUGCUACAACAGCAUUGUGUAUUGUUUAAUCAUAGUCACAUUUCACCUAUCGAAACAUUACACAGGAAACAUUUGUGUAUAUAAAUCAGAACGUGUUUAUGGUCACUUGUUUACUAGUUUAUGCAAUGUUUAUUUACAUUGUUAUAUACACCACAUACAUACACUUUCUGGUUUUGCUCAUCCAAAUUCCAUAUUCUUGGUAUUUCUAUUUCUGUUUACUGUGUGGUCUAAAGCACUUAAAUCACUUUAAAUUAGGGAUGUACUAUUUUAAGACUUUUUUUUUUUUUAGGUAAAGCAAGCAGUAGUAAAUUCUGCCCUCCAUGGGGUUUCUGCAGAGGCUCAGUAAAUUCCUUUCAGUCAUGAGAUGACACUUGGCUGCUGAAAAGCAAUUCUUGUAUAAUGCAUAUCAUUCAGUUUGUCAGAGCAGACUACUUGUCUUCUGCUUGAAUGGCAUUCCAUUGUUGGCAAUCAGCUGGAUUUGGAACAGUAUGAAUUCUCAGUUGUCACUGUUUCACCAUAUAUCCAGUGCUGUCUGUGUCAUGCACGUUGUCAGUUUGACAGCCAAGCAAGCUGUAUUUCAGGACUAAUUACCAGCUGUGGCCUUGACUUCCACGCUAGUGUGAUUAUAGGGUUUUUUUUUGUUUUUUUUUCCAUGUAGCAAUCUUUAUGUUGAACAUUGCAUAAACCUUAAUAACUUUACCACAUUUUGGUACAUUAUUUACUGAGUAAUAAUUGAGUUUACCUGGUUAUUACCUUCUUCAGCUGUAAACAGUAUUAUAUCACUUAUAUAAUCUAACAUUUAAGUGCACAGUUGGCCAGGAUUCCGCUUAGAAACUUUGCCUUCUGUUAUUUAUUUAUUUUCUUUUUAGUGCUUCAGUAAAAAACAAAGUGCAGUUGGACAUUAAGGAUCCAUUUUGAUGAGGUUUAUAGUACCUUUUCCAGUUUAUUGCACGUUUCAUAGUUCUAGCUUCAUUCUGCUAUUUUAAUAUCCUCAUUUCUGCAGAUGUAUUGACUUUUAUUAGGAAUACAAUAAUCUUGAUAUAAUUUCAGCAGUAAUAGCAUUUUCUCAGAGGUUAGUUUGAUUUGAAUUUUUUUUCCUCUGUUUUGUAACUUUAACAUGAGAAACCACCACAGUUGUCUAUGUAUGUAAGCUUAUUAUAAAUCCCAUCUGUUUACUGAGCUAGUGUUCAUAACAAAAAUACAAAACAAUUUCAAGUUGACUAAUAAUCACAAACUGUGAAUUUCCUGUCGGAGAGCUGGCAGCAUGCUUGCAUUUUGUUAGGAUAAUCAAGUUUGAAAAUAGAUCAGUGUGCUUGUGAUCAGUGCUGUAAUGCACACUUUAUGGUUGUAUGCUCUAUAUACAUUUGUAGAUGUGUUUUAAAUUUGGAUGCAGGACAAUUGCUUUACCCUUCCCUCAGUAAAAUAUUCCUAGGUUUUGUUUUUUGCAUGGAUACAUUUUUAGCAAGUCUGCUUCAAAAUGAUCUAGUCCAGAUUUUUUGUUUUAAUGUAAUAACCUAGUAUUUCAGGUUCGCAUUGGUACAACACAUCCAUUGCACAGAUCUUCCCAUAUACAAAAUCAUUUAGUUACAAUGUAAUCAAUUUGAAUGUUCCCAUAAAUUGUUGCACAAUGUAAUCAUACAUUGGUGGUGUGAUCACUCAAUAAAUUACAAAUAGCACACUGCUGCUUUAGACUAU